GCCAUGGGGACACUGAGGCACCAACACAGUAUUCAGAGCAAACAUUACGAACAUUCCCAGUUCGUCACAUGGGGGUUUAUUAGGGACACCCAGGCAGCAACAAAACAGCUUCUACAACACCUUCCUGGUUACCCAGAUGCCAAAACCGCAGUUCCCUUGGCUUAGGGCUGGUUCGGUGCCUCUUGCUGGGUUUGUCACUGGCUGUCUUCAUGGCUCCAGGCUUCCUGCACGGUUCUGCAGAGGGAUCUGAAUGCCAAAGCAAUGCAGAGAAGAAGAGUUUUGAAGUUUCAUCCCUUUGGGGAAAAACAAUCCAGGUUGGUGUGACCUGGUUCAAAAAGUUUAAGAUGAGAGGGGACUUGAAAGGAUCUAAAUAUGACAGGGAGAAAGACCUCACGGGGAACUGAUGGGCGUGACACUGUGACUGCCACAAGUAGGCCUUAUGGCAGGACCUGAGGUCUCUUCCAAGCCUAAUCUUCUAGGAGUCUAUGUUCUAGAUCGCUCAGGAGCCCUGGUAAGCUGGGCACAUGAAGAAACUGUUCAUUGUUUUAGGAUCAGUUUUCUCUGCAAUGCUCUUGUCCUGGAUAAAUAGUAUUUUGCGUCAUGAAAGCCACCUGGCCACUGGAUAUCCCUGUAAUUGUCCCCAAUGAUAACAGAACUCCGCCCACAAUUUCAACUCCACCCACCACCCAAGCGCCACCCUGAAGUCUCUCAUAAAAGAUCGUGCAGAUUUUAGAAUAAGCUAAUCCCCCUUUCUUGACUGCUUGGAACAACAGCAAAAUAGUUAACAAUCAAACCAUAUAAAUAGUCGCCAUUAGGUUUCAGAGUUAACAUCCUCCUGAAGUGAAUCGGGGUAGCUCACAGCCUUCAGACAUGUUACUGCAGGCUGCCUGCUGAGUCAGACAGAUGUCACAGCCUCAGUGAUACAGGUAGCUUUGAGGUGGGCUCCCAGCCCGUUUGGCUCGGGGAACCCCCAGCUCCGAUUACGGUAACCGGAGUCAGCGCCUGUGUUAUUCAGAGCUAUAAAUAAGGGUCUGGCAGCUUGACAUUUGGAGAGAAAGUGAAAGCAUCGGUUGUUGUGAAGCAGGGGACAGAAGCUGGGACAAUUCCCCCCCAGACGCUUCCCCAAACCUGGCAGAUCCAGACUAACAUGGCUACCCCUCUGAUACUUAAUGAAAGAUGAUGUCACGUGAUGAAACCUCCAGGAAUAUGUCCAACCAAAACCGGCAACCCUACGUUGGACAUAGGCUCUGGGACAGAUCUUUAAAGGCCCUUAGGCAUCAGAGUCCAACUGGAAACACCAGUCCCAGGACGGAAGAGCACUUGGGGAUGGAGGGACACGGCCUCUUUGCUGGGACCCUGCGUCCAAAGACAGAGGAGACGAAAAAUUCCUCACACAGACCCAGCAGGCGGCUCCAGGAGCUGGAAUUACAGGUCUAAGGAAUUGCAACAGAGCGUGAGCUGGGCCGUGAGGAACCGGGGAAACCAGAAUGAACUUGGGGCUGAGAAGCUGCGUGAGGCUGAUCUUUCACUUCCUGUGGGGAACCUGGAACAUCCUGGCGCCCUGCAUCCGAACUCAGAUUUGGCCGGUAUUCCUGUCCUUCACCAGGGGUUUGAAGGAUGUGGUCAAGUGGGUCUGGAGACUGCUGUUGAGCCAAACACAUCAGAAAUUGGUGCUGUUACUGCUGCCUACAGCAAUAGGGCUCGCGGUACUUUUCUUUCCCCAUGGGACAGUGAAUUAUGAAGCUGGAGAACCAGAACCGUUAAGUGUCAUCGACCUCCUAAGAGCACAGGGCAGACUGGAAGCCCAGGGGAAAAUGACUGAGGACCUGAGAGCCUGCAUGGACCUCACCCUGCAGGAAUUCAUGAGAGAACCCCCAAGCAUACAGGACAACGCCCAGAUGCUGAUCCAGUGCAGAGGAACCGCGCUGGAAUUUAAAUCCGGAGAUGGGAAACAUGAGAUCUACGUAUAUUACCUCAACGAGGAACCCCGGUAUGACGUGAAAGAGCCAACCAUGGACGUGUAUCUAUCCCGGCUGCGCUCCCACCCGGACCAGCUGAGUGUUGAGAACCUGCUGAAGGUGCAGAACCGGCUGGAGGCCGGGGGAAAGAUGACUGAGGUGCUGAGACAAUGCUUUGAUCUCACCCUGGAGAGAUUCCCCAAGGAGCCGGUGUGCCUGCAGCACAACGCCCGGCUGGUGAUCAGCACCGUGGGAACGAGGAUGGUCUUCCUCUCUGGAAAAGGGGAGAAUGAAAUCAACGUGUAUCCCGACCACACAGGGCUCGUUCAGUACGUGGUCAAAGUGCCAGGAUGGUGGGCCUGGGUAGCCAGGAAUAAGGUGUUCAUAGUUCUUGUUACAAUCCCAGUCUUCAUUUGCCAAAUGAUGAUCUAUCAGAAAAUUAGGCAACGUCCUUAAACAACACUUGGCUUUAGAACAUUACGUCCACCAACCACUGAAUCCUCCGUCUCCAACCAGACAAAUUUAGUGCUGCCAACUCUUGUGAUUUAAUCACAACUGUCACAAUAGAAGGAGUUUUCCUGCCAUUUAUCAGCGAGCUGAGAAUCUCAGCUUCCCUUCAAAGUACAAAGUAAGUUUCUAGCUCUUACGGUAGCUGAGAAAGCCAUGGGAAUGAGACGACUAGUGGCUCAAUACUUAGAAAUGGAAUAAACAGAAUCCAGCACAAAUACAAAACGGGGAAUGCCUGGCUAGGGGGAAGUAUUUCAGAAAAGGAUCUGGGCGUUAUAGUGGAUCACACAUUGAAUACGAGCCAACGACGUGAUGUAGGUGCAAAAAACCCCUAAUAUUCUGGGGUGUAUUAACAGGAGCGUCCAAUGUAAGACACAGGAGAUCAUAGCCCUGCUGGGCGCUGACAAGGUCUCAGCUGGAGUCCUGUGUCCAGUUCUGGGCACCGCACUAAAAGAAAGAUGUGGAUCAACUGGACAGAGUCCAGAGGAGAGCCACAAAAGUGACAGAAGGUUUGGAAAACCUGAGCUAGUGAAGCAAAUGCCAAGAGGUCUGUUGAUUUCAGGAGGUGCUGUAACAGCUCCAAAUGCAUAUCACAAAAACAUAUACACAUUAUUCCCAAGGCUAGUCAUCUGGCACCUGUACGCGACAAAAUUCCUUGCCGUAGAAGCAAUGGCCAGUCGUGCACCAAAAAUCCAACACACCCUCUUCCGUUCUGAGCAUGGUAAUUAUGUAUUGACCAAGCGACAGGUGGUGAUUUGGGGACAUACCUAGUUUCGUGCAAUCCACAGCUCCACACACGUGUUCCAUUUGCUCUUUCGUACUGUUCCAGCUACUUCGCAUGUACAAUUAAAGGAAAAAAGCCUUUACUUGAAAGAAACAAAAGAAACCUAUACUGGGCAGAAAAGCGAAACCUGAAAGAGCGUAAGUGAAAAGGACGGAUUGAUGCUACAAGGAUGUGGAUAUAGAUCGAUAUGAAGAGAAUGUGAGAUGGCUCAGGCCGUGGCCAGGCCAUGCUGAGUUGGUCAUCCGGACACUGAGUUGCAUUGACUCCUCACCCAGCCAGCUGUGGGGCAGGGACUGGAGGUCCAUGGCUCAUCCACUGACCAUCAGCUACAGCUGGGCCAUUAACUGGCUCCUCCGGUGGCCCCUGGACUGGGUCAGGAGGCAGAUGGGCCACCUGUUGCGAAAGUGUCUCAUGGUGGCCUUGGCCAUGAUGCUGGUCUCCAUCGUCCUUUGCAUCCUUGCUCCCAUGCUGCACCAGGAGACGCUGGGCCUCUCCCUCCCGAGCGCCGGGGACCCCACGGCUCUGAUGAUCCGUCCGCCGAACCUCCCCAAGGGUAUCCUCACCCUCCUCCGGGACGCCCUGCUCCACAUCGCUGCCCUGCUGUCCUUCCGGGAGCCUCUGACCAUCGCCAACCUCCUGAGGCACCGGGACCGGCUGCAGGGCCUGGACGAGGCGAGCAGCGAGCUCUGGGCCUGUCUCGAUCGGGCCGUGGAGGAGUUCAGCAAGGAGCCACCAGCGGUCCAGGCAAACGCCCGGCUGAGCAUCCAGUGUGCGGGGCGAGCACUGGAGUUCCUCUCCGGCCAGGGGGACUGCGAGAUCUCGGUCUAUCUCCUCCGCCACCGCGUCCGGUACAGCGUGGAGGUGCGGACGGCCGAGCUGUACCUGGCCAGGUUGGCCGUGCGCCCGGAGCCGCUGAGCGUGGACAAGCUGCUGAUGGUGCGGCACCGGCUCCAGGCGUGGGGGGCGCUGACCGAGGAGCUCAGAGGCUGCCUGGAUUUCGCGGUGCAGAAAUUCACGGAGGAGCCGUUCUGCGUCCAAGACGACGCCAGGAUGGUGGUGGACUGCGCUGGGCAGGCACUAAGGUUCUCCGCGGGGGCUGGGGGGAACCAGAUCAACGUCUACGACGACCGGGAUGGCCGCGUCCACUACCGCAUCCGGGCAUCGGGGCUGUGGGCCCGCACCGUGCGGUUCCUCAACGGCAACUAG
Molecule: messenger RNA, 4455 nt
Organism: Gopherus evgoodei (Goodes thornscrub tortoise)
Lineage: Eukaryota; Metazoa; Chordata; Testudines; Testudinidae
Exons: 6
Coding region: 3553-4455 (300 amino acids)
Source: RefSeq, a predicted model, not a curated record